Messenger RNA from Symbiodinium sp. CCMP2592, 1764 nucleotides. The record is from the annotation of a GenBank genome assembly. Lineage: Eukaryota; Dinophyceae; Suessiales; Symbiodiniaceae.
AUGGAUGAGUACGUCAACGGCUACAACGGCUACGGCGGCUACGGCUCUUCGAGGAAGUGUGAUCGUUACAGACGGAAAAUUUCACGUGACGAUAGCGACAGCAGCUACGAUGACGGUCAUCUGCUAAGUUGGGAUCAAGUCAUGUGCCAUGCAUUGAGUGACAACCGCCGAGAUGUGGUGCUCGCAUUGGCAUAUCGGCAUCCGGAGACCCUCCGUGCACGGUGCUCUAUGUACAACUCUGUGCUCGAUUAUGCCAUCCACAGGAACUCGGACCUCGUUGAGCCGUUGCUUCAGGCCGGGGCUUUCGUCUCGGACAGGCUCAUGGUAGACGUGGCUUGCAACCCCCCGUCGUGGAAUCCGCGCAGGGACUCGGGCUACCGAUCUGACUCGGACUACGGGUCUGACUCGAGCCUUUUGGUAUUGUUUCUGCGGCUCAACAAGGGCGACCCCAAUGCCAACUACAAUGGCAAGCAUCCCAUGAAUUGUGCUGCGUCGAAGUGCCAUGCAUCUGAGGUGCAAAUGCUUCUGGAAGCCGGGGCCUAUGUCGAUGCGAGGGAUCGGCAGGGCUUCACGCCGCUCUUGGAUGCUUUGGCGGGAGGCUGCGACUCCUUGGCCGAAGAGCUCAUCAACUACGGCGCAGACAUCCAAGUGCAAACCGACACUGGGGAGAACGCGCUGCAAGUUGCCUGCCUGAAGUGCAGCGAGAAUGCCGCGAACUCGUUGCUGCAGAAGGGCAUUCAUGUCGACCACAAAGACCAGAAGGGGAGGACGGCUUUGGAGUCUGCAGCUUUCCACGGCUGCGUGGGGAUUGUCUCUGCCUUGCUUGACAAUCCUUUCACAAAUGUGAACGACGCCGACAGUUCAGGCCGGACUGCGCUCUUCGUGGCACUUGAAGCACGUGGCCCAGGGGCUGUCAUCAACAUGCUCUUGGAGAAGGGUGCUGAUGUGAAUCACGAGGAUGACCACGGCAUGACCCCGUUGAUGGUGGCAGCAACAGCGGGCAAGGACUGCCAGGUGCUGUUGCAGCACGGUGCCGACGUUGCCAAAGUGGAUCGAGCUGGCAACACGGCUUUGUGGUAUGCGGCCAGCGCCGGCUCUGCUCACUCAGCUGGUUCGCUGCUGCAAGGAGGCGCCGGGCCCUUGGUGAAUAAGCCCGGGGCGCUGGGGAAAACGCCGCUGGCCAUCGCAUCCUGGAACACACACCCUGAGGUUGCCCAGGUGUUGGUGGAGCACGGCGCGGACGUCAACGUGAAGGAUGCCUACGGACAAGUUCCUCUGAGCCUGUCCACUCAGUUCACCAAGCACCUCAACCCUUCGGACAAGCCAGUCAGGACGCCGCAAUCCAUUGAGACUGUGGACCAGUGGACCGCGAGACAGCAUGCGCUAAUGGGUGUCUUGAAGGUCUUGGUGGGUGCCAGGGUGAAUCUGGACAUCUACGACUUCGAAGGCUUCACGCCCCUACUGAAUCUCUUGAGGUAUCAGAAGAACGGGUGGGGAGUUCCGGCCCAGGCCGAAGCCUUCAGCCAGGCUGCGCAGUCCAACGCAAACUUCCUGUUGGCAUCCGGCGCCAACCCCAACAUGGCCAGCAGAGAUUAUCACAUCUCGCCACUGGCAUUUUGUGCCUACAACGGUUACCCACAGACAGCACAGCUACUUCUUCAGCGGGGCGCCGACAAGUACGCCAAGAAUGCUGCCGGCAAAACGCCUGCACAGCUCUGUGGAGGUGGAGCUGGGCAAUUGCAGGUGGCGCAAAUGCUGCGGUGA